Hyaloperonospora brassicae is the source of this 636-nucleotide messenger RNA. The record is from the annotation of a GenBank genome assembly. Lineage: Eukaryota; Oomycota; Peronosporomycetes; Peronosporales; Peronosporaceae.
AUGACGACGCUCGUUGUGGGCAAGAACUUGCCAGGCAGUCGCAACGACGAGUUCUUUGGCUGGGAAGAGAGCGGCGCGGACCGCAGCGCCGACGUGGGCGGCGCGUUCGACGUCGAGCAGCUGAUCCAGCGCCAGAUCCGAGCGGACCCGACAGCGCUCGCGCCCAUCUACGACGUGCCCGACGACCAGAACUCGUACUUGUGGCAGUACGAGCACUUGCGGCAGAUCAUGAAGGAGCUGAACGUGCUGGUCGCGCGUCUCGACGGCACGUGCACGCGCGAGUCGUGUCCUGUCAUGAAGGCCACAGACGAGUGGGUGUUCCUGUGUGCUGCCCACAAAGCGCCGAAAGAGUGCUGCGCGUUUGAGUACAUUGUGCACACGAUGGACAAUGUCAACACGUUGCUCACGAGCAGUCGCGUGUUCCCGUCGCGGACGAGCAUUAGCUCGAACGCCACGCAGUACUUCCAGUCGGUCUCGCGUCGACUCUACCGCAUCUUUUCGCACACGUACUUCCACCAUCCCGAGGUCUUUAGUGACUACGAGGACGCGUCGUACUUGUGCCAUCGCUUUGUGUACUUUGCGCUGCACUUUUGCCUCAUUCCAAAGAGUUUGCUCAUUAUUCCGGACAUUGGCUGA